Molecule: messenger RNA, 3752 nt
Organism: Austrofundulus limnaeus
Lineage: Eukaryota; Metazoa; Chordata; Actinopteri; Cyprinodontiformes; Rivulidae
Exons: 26
Coding region: 126-3362 (1078 amino acids)
Biological process (GO): protein ubiquitination
Molecular function (GO): ubiquitin-protein transferase activity
Source: RefSeq, a predicted model, not a curated record
UUUUUUUAAUCAGUUUCAUUUUCCCUUCAGGAACGGUCAGCUGACAACAAACAGUGACAAAAGGAAGUGUUUGUGGUGUUUUUCGUAUAAGGUGGACCGUACCAACUCUACCUGGCUGUUACUUGAUGCUCAUUGCAACUUUGGAGCAGAGCACACGAAGCAGAAACAUGGGAGCCAUAUUUAAUAUGCUCGAGCAGUUCAGACUGGAGUCCUACUACAACCAGUUUCUGCAAAUGGGUGUGAAAGAUGAGAGAGAUUUCCUGGAUGGAGUGACCGAUGAAGAUUUGCACAACAUGGGUCUAAGUCAUGUAGAAAAGAACCGUUUUUCAGCAAUGAAAAACUUUGUUCAGAGGCUCAGAGCGCCAGAGCGGCAAGUCCAAACUGUAACACCUGUGCAGAAACCAGCUGAGUCAUUUUGUUUGUGGUACACAUACCCUAAAUGUCCUGAACGGAAGCCGAUUAAAGAUAUGGACCCUACGCAAAACACAGUUGAGGAUCUGAUGCUCCGAAUCUGUUUCCUCGAAAACGUUGGAAACACCAAAGGAGUUUGUAUCUACUCCAUCGAUGGGAUGCCUCUAACAGAUGAUCCCUUCUUCAACAAAUGGUCCUUUAAAGAGAGACACAUCAGAAAUGGGGACGUAGUCUAUGCCAUAUUUACACCAAAGGAAAACCUGUGUGAGACUCCGCAGAUACUAGAAGAAAAGUCUGGUGAAAGUGGUGGAACUCAAAUCAUUCGAUGCCAUAUCAUGCUCAAGGGAUAUUUCGAGGUUCUGGUGGACCUAGAAAGCGACACUAUGGAUGAUUUGAUACAAAAGCUGUCAAACGAAAGUGGAGUCCCAGCACAUGUCCUACAUUACAAAGAAAAAGGCUCCAAUAAUGACACACUGCAAAAGUAUGGGAUUUCUGAUGGGUCAACAGUUUCCUUCGCUUUGUCCUCCUUUCCUGAAGAUAUUCCCCAUGAUCAGACUUUCUACACAAAUGAUGUUGUGCCUUCAGUGACGCAGACCCUGAAAGGAAUCAGUGUGGUCUUAUCUUCACUGCAUGCCAUUAGUGAUCAAGUAAAUGCUACCGUCAAUGAACUGAUUGCCUACAUACGAGAACUGACUGGGUGUCACCCCCUCGCCCAAAGUUUGCAUCAGUUACUCUGCAGGAACGAAACGAUAACCAGGAACCAGAAGAUUGCCAUAAUUGAAGGCCUGUACAUGCUCUUCAGAGGGCUUUUGCCACAGCAAGGGGAAAAAGUUAUCGAGGACGAGGAUGUUUUCGAGAACUCAUUGCACUGCUGGGCACAUCUAUUUUACAAAACAAAAGAGCAGACAUAUGAGCACGAAGUUUAUGCUCCCAUCAGUCUCGUGUCUGGAGAUGGCCACCAUCUCUGCGAGCCGGUCAGAGUACCUGGAGUACCAACUGUCUUUGAAAGAGCAGAUGUCCUCCAGAAAAUCAAAAAUGGAGUGAAAAUUCCAAACUGCACUGAAGAUCCGUUGCAAGAAAGUUCCUUGCAGAAAGCUACUGAUGUUGAGAAAAUCCUGCUCAGCGUACCGCGUUACUACACGACGUACCCCCUCUGGAUUCACCACGACAAGGUGUCUGGUCAAAACUUCCAGGUUAAUGUUCAGUGGACGUUUGGGGAUAUGAUGGAAGAACUCAAAUCUCUCCCUUGUCUUAAUGUGACAUCACCUCUACAGCUCAAGGAUCUGGGAAGUUCCCGCAGUAAACUCAUUCUGCUGAGUGAAGACAACCUCGGCGUUUAUCUGAGUAAGAACAAAGGAACUCUUGGUGUGAUCAAUGUGCGCAACUGUCUGAUUGGAAAAGUAGAAAGUAUCGAUGUGAAUGUUUUGGCAGCCAGGACUGGUGACCACAGAGAUGACAGAGAUUUUGUUACCACCAGGACACCUGUAGAAGCAAUACUGGUGCUGAUUGACACCAGUUCAUCCAUGGAAGAGGAGUGCUUUGGAAAUGCAGACAUAAAGAAGAUAGACGUUGUGAAAGAGCUCUUUGAUAACUUUGCCACCAGAAGCAUGGCUUAUGAUUUCCAUCAUGUCAUCGGCCUCGUGAAGUUCGAUUCGAUGGUGAAAACCAUCCACACGUUUACUGAGAAUCUGGAAAAGUUCAAGGUGCAUAUACGUGACAUUGAGGUGAGUGGCUGUACGCUUCUGUACGACGCACUCAGACGUGGGUUUCGUGAGCUUGAAAAGGUCAAGGCAAGAUUCCCAGACUGCAGACUUCGCAUCAUCUGUCUCACUGAUGGAAAUGACUCUGGAUCCUCAAUAGAACCAGUUGCCGUUACAUCCAAACUGCUUUUAUCAAACAUUGUUGUUGAUUCAAUCCUUGUUGGAAAAGUGGAAAACAACAUGCUGCACGGAAUCAGUAAUGCAACAGGUGGUUGCUGUUUCAAACCACAGUCAACCAAAGAGGGUCUGAAGCUCUUUGAAAUCGAGACAGUUCUGUCUCUGGAGCAGAGAAAACUCAAGAAAACACUUGAUGAAUCUUCCAUCUCAGAGUCCACAUUAACGGGCAUGUUUGCAACUCAUGGAUAUGACGAGUUUCCAGAGACAUCCUUACCGAGCCAGAUAAACAGCAGAGUGACGCUGACGGAGAGUGUCCUGAAACAGAAGAUCUGUGAGUCAAAAGAUAAACGGUUCAUGGAAAAGGAGAGGCGCAUACUGGAGGAGCUCAAGAGUCUUCAUUGUGACCCGCAUCCCUUCUUUAAAAUCUUUCCAUCAGAGUCAGACUUCGCAUUCUGGAGGAUUCUCAUGCAGGGCCCUCCAAACACGCCAUAUGAGAAAGGCGUGUUUGAGCUGUACUGUCACUUCGGUCCUGCUUACCCAGUGAAGCCACCAGUCGUUCGUUUCGUCACACACGUGUAUCACUGCAAUGUCAACAGUGUGGGCCGCAUCUGCCACAAUAUAUUUGACCGCAACUACAAUGCCCACAUCACAAUGAGAGAGGUGCUUGACGCUGUGUACGGGCUGCUCAUCAUCCCCGAGCCUGACGAUCCACUGGACAGCAUUUUGGCGGAGGAGUACCUGACGAGCCGUGAGACGUACGAACAAGAAGCCAAAAAACGCACCGAGCGGCAUGCUGGGAAGUCUCUGGAGGAUAUGAAGAAGAGCCUGAUGGAUCCUGUGCCACAGUUUAUACCUGGUCAUCUGGUCUGUCCCCUGACCAAUAUGAUGUUUGUUGAUCCUGUGAGAACAGUGUAUGGCACAGUGUACGAGCGCAAGGCCAUCGAAGAACACCUCAGACAACACCAAUAUGAUCCCAUGGCUGGUCCAGGGCACGAACUUGAAAUGAGUGACAUAACAUCUGAUAGGAACAUGAAGAAAAUGGUAACAGACUUCAGAUCCCAGCAAAUUCAGUGAAUCUGUGAAGAGAAACUUUGAUUUCCAGCUUCCAAACUUCCUUUUAGGUCAGAAUUAUGGUAGGUAGCUGGGGCAAACUCAAAUGCAAAAAUGUUGUUUUGAAACCAAUUGCUGGUUUGUAAACCUUUUUUAAACUAGUCUUUAUGGCAUUAUUAUCCUUAAAGUUAGCUAAAAAAAUCUUAGUUUGUGUUGUAACUUUUGAAAGUAUGUUUAAGUGCUUUUCAUCUCAUACUGUUGAAAAUGUUUACAGUGUGAUAUGGUUGCCAUGCCAUGUUUGGCAUUUUGCUUUUAUAGGGUUUUGAUUUGUUUCUCGCCAUCCAUUUUUGGUCUUUGCACAUUUUUAGUUGUUGAAAGUUGUCAUUUAGUUAUGGAACUUUAUAUUGUCACUUU